AUGGGCAGAGCACAUGUUCUACUGAUCUAUCCCAUGAAGAAGGUCACAACAUUUUUUUGCCCAGACAUUGUGCGACUUACGUGGAAUGCAGCAGACACGCUCGAGGAAGUACUGCCCGGACGUAACGCAGAAGCCAUUGGUUCAAAGAGAGGUGUCACAUUCGGGCACCGCACCAGGACGCCAUCCCAGGGAAUGCAAGACUAUGAGUUCCAGCACCAAGUGCUGAAAAAUCUCAACAUCCUAAGGCUGUCGAUUCAACAACGGGGGAACUGCUCUCAGGCCUUGUACCUUCUCAGGGCUCAUUCCUAGAAAUUCCCAAGCUACUCGAGAAUCCCAUGAACACUGUAGAGGAGUUGGAGUCAUUCGACGCACAACUGACGCCAGAGCGGGAGAAACAGCUAACAUUGGAGCUAUCUAUCCUCGGCGGCAGUUCAGCAAAGGUAGCCACCAGAAGAAUUCUGGCUUACAUCAUGAGCAACGAGCUUGGAUCCCAAUAUAGUUGGGAGGGGAGAAAGGCGAAAUACCCCUUUAAAGACCUGAGCCUAGCAAAAGUCAUCCUGCGAACAAUACACACUCACAAAAAAUUUGCAAAGGCAACACGAUUUGACGUCGAGCACGAGGUGAAAAAGUGGCUGCGUCACGCCAGGGAGAGGUCCGAAAGAUCGAAAUCAAUA
Messenger RNA from Ornithodoros turicata, 674 nucleotides. RefSeq lists its product as uncharacterized. The record is from RefSeq and is a predicted model, not a curated record. Bases 1 to 309 code for a protein of 102 amino acids. Lineage: Eukaryota; Metazoa; Arthropoda; Arachnida; Ixodida; Argasidae. The transcript has 7 exons.